GCGUGCGCAUGCGCCGCGGUGAAAGCCGGGUACCCCGAGUAAGAUGGCUGCCAAGAACUUCGCAUCCCGCCUUAGAGGCUCUCGGCAUUUUCUGAAUGGCUUCGUGGCGGGGGCAAUGGUGGGCGCCGCGGGAGCGGGGCUCACGGCCCUGCAGAUUUUCCGGAGUCAGGGCGCUGAGGCAGCGUUGGCAGUGAGGGAGCCUCACAGAUCUGCAGAAAAGGAUCUCUUGGGACAAUUUGGAUUCCCUUUAAGUGGAACAGAGACAAGGUGUUACACUAAUCAUGCUUUGUCUUAUGAUCAGACAAAGCGGGUGCCUAGAUGGGUUCUUGAACAUAUUUCCAAAAGCAAGAUAAUGGGUGAUGCAGACAGAAAACAUUGUAAAUUCAAGCCUGAUCCUAACAUCCCUUCAACCUUCAGUGCCUUCAAUGAAGACUAUGUUGGAAGUGGGUGGUCACGAGGACACAUGGCUCCAGCAGGAAAUAACAAAUUUUCAAGUAAAGCCAUGGCUGAAACCUUUUACCUUUCUAAUAUUGUGCCUCAGGAUUUUGAUAAUAAUUCUGGAUAUUGGAACAGAAUAGAAAUGUAUUGUCGAGAACUGACAGAGAGGUUUGAAGAUGUUUGGGUAAUAUCUGGACCUUUGACCUUACCUCAAACUAGAAGUGAUGGAAAGAAAGCAGUUAGUUACCAGGUGAUUGGUGAAGACAAUGUGGCAGUCCCCACACAUCUUUAUAAGGUGAUCUUGGCGCGCAGAAGCCCAGGAUCCACUGAACCACUGGCACUAGGGGCCUUCGUGGUACCCAAUGAAGCCAUUAGCUUCCAUCCCCAGUUAACUGAAUUCCAAGUGAGCCUCCAGGACCUAGAGAAGUUGUCAGGACUGGUGUUUUUUCCUCAUUUGGAUAGAACUUGUGACAUCAGGAAUCUCUGCUCUUUGGACACCUGUAAGCUCCUGGAUUUCCGGGAGUUUACUUUAUACUUGAGCACAAGAAAGAUUGAGGGAGCCCGAUCGGUGCUCAGACUCGAAAAGGUCAUGGAAAAUUUGAAGGCUGCAGGGAUUGAACCAGAUGAUUACUUCAUGAGUCGCUAUGAGAAAAAACUAGAAGAACUCAAAGCUAAGGAGCAGUCUGGCACCCACACAAGAAAGCCCUCCUAGCUUUUAUCUCAGAAGAUGUGUGAUAUCACAUGUAAUGAAGAAGCAAUGCAUGACCAAGCCAAUCUCACUAUUGUGAUCAGCUUGUCCUCCCCUGUGACUGCCCACCAGCCCACCACCUGGAAUCACAAGACCAAUUGCCUUGACAACGGCAAAGGAAGAAAAACCGGUGUAAGGUGAAAUCCGCACCCAAGAAUGUGGUUGCUGAAGAUUUUUACUAGCCCUGGUUCUUUAUAAAAACUUGAAAAGCCCUCUCUCCUUAAAGCGUAUGCCACGCUUGCCUGUGAGCGUUAACCCCUGUCUGUGGAAAGUGGGUAAUAAACUUUGUUUCCUUCGUUUUUGCAAAUCUUUGUUUCAUUCCCGAGACACUGGCCUGCCUUGCCUCAGUUUAUCCUUCCAUAUAUAUGUUACAAUAAAGCUCUCCAGCAGCUCCA
This is a messenger RNA of Carlito syrichta (Philippine tarsier), 1581 nucleotides long. It is a transcript of the gene EXOG, whose product is annotated as exo/endonuclease G. The record is from RefSeq and is a predicted model, not a curated record. NCBI's taxonomy places the organism in Eukaryota, Metazoa, Chordata, Mammalia, Primates, Tarsiidae. Gene Ontology annotation, biological process: apoptotic DNA fragmentation. The transcript is spliced from 7 exons. Gene Ontology annotation, molecular function: RNA endonuclease activity; single-stranded DNA endonuclease activity; 5'-3' exonuclease activity. The coding region runs from base 44 to 1150 and encodes 368 amino acids. Gene Ontology annotation, cellular component: nucleus; mitochondrial inner membrane.